Trichogramma pretiosum is the source of this 669-nucleotide messenger RNA. RefSeq names its product fatty acid-binding protein, brain-like. Gene Ontology annotation, cellular component: nucleus; cytosol. The coding region runs from base 141 to 560 and encodes 139 amino acids. Lineage: Eukaryota; Metazoa; Arthropoda; Insecta; Hymenoptera; Trichogrammatidae. Gene Ontology annotation, molecular function: fatty acid binding. Gene Ontology annotation, biological process: fatty acid transport. The record is from RefSeq and is a predicted model, not a curated record. The transcript is spliced from 5 exons.
UUUGCAACAGUCUACAUAUAUACGUACAUAUAAACAGAACCGCUCCCACUCAAAACAUUGCUUUACCACCUAUAAGACUCGCUCGAAAAGUCCAGCACUAAUCGACUCAUCUAACUAAAAUUGCAGGUAAAUUUUCAACUAUGGUAUCUUUGGUAGGAAACUAUCAACAUGAGAAAAAUGAAAAUCUUGAUGAAUAUUUCAAAGCUAUUGGAGUACCAUACAUAGCUAGAAAAAUGAUGGGGGUAACUAGUCCAAGACUAGAAAUUCAGAAAAGUGAUGAUGACCAUUGGACUAUUCGUACAAUCACAAUGUUGCGUACAAUUGAGUUAGUUUUCAGAAUAGGAGAAGAAUUUGAGGAAUCAAUGCCAGGUGGAAUUACAUUAAAAAAUGUGGCUUCUUUAGAAGAAGAUGAAAGUAUAGUUAUAAAUUGUAAAGGACCAAAUGAUGUAAAAGUUGUUCGAAAAUAUGAACUCAAAGAUGAUCAGAUAAUAUUGACUAUGACUCAUGAGAAGAGUGGACAAGUUGCCAAAAGAUAUUUUAAAAAAAUCUCACAAGACUAAAUAUGGCUGUUGAUGUCUUAUUAAAAAGUAUUUAAUAUUGGUGUCUAUUGUGGCUUUCGAUGUCUUUUACAGUUCAGAAAAUUUUAUUAUAUUCAUAAUGAUUUUAAUU